UGCCCCCAGAUCCAGAAGAACCCUAGCCUUCAGUCUUCACUCUUCAGUCUUCAGUUCUUCACCCAGACACUACUCUCGAGCCUCACCUCACCUCUUGCUCUCAGUUCCCACGCCUCCAGUCUCCACCUCGAGCUUCCGGCGCAACCUCCGUCCAGCCACCGCCGCCGUCGCAAGUUCCGUGGAAGUCACUCACCGUCGCAAGUUCCUGGAGCCAGCUUGGAGAUUCGCACAACCCUUUCCGUCGCGAAGUCAGCCGUGGAAAUCGCAGCCACCGCCACCACUCCUUGCCGUCGCGCAGUGUAUUCCUGCCGGCGCCAGCCCUGUUCGACCCUUCCACCAUAGCCACUGUCCCUGUCGGCGCCAGCUCUGCAUUCUUUGCUGUCUUCCACUAACCCUAGUGAACCAGUAGCUAGAGCUGUUCGAUAACCGGUUCGGUUUUCAGAACCUUUUAAAAAACCCUAGUUCCGAAGCUGCCCACCCCCCUUCUCUCUCUCGCCUCUCCACCGUCUGUGCUCGGCUGCUCGCGUCUCGCGGUGCCUCCCUUCGCCAGUGAGUGCUCGAGCUGUGUGUUUUUUGCUGCUCGUCGUCCGUGGUUGUUCUUCCCUGCACUGCAGCGCCCGUAGUUGUCUCAGCUCGAUAAUGCCUCUCAGUCUCACUCGAGUCUCGUCUCAGUCACACUGCCACCGUCUUGUCAUUCGUCAGUCUCGUCGCCGUUGUCUCAACGUCUCGCGGCCUUCCCUGGUAUCCUCAUCGCCGGCGGCAGAAGCAACUAGUGGGGUUGUCGCUUUCUUCGUUGCCUUCCGUGGGGUCGUCGUCGCUCGUUGUUUUCUGGUUUUGGAUCCUCGCCCUCUCUGAGUCGCCGUGGACCGUUGAUCGAGUGGUGCCACGACGACAAGUGUGCGAGGUAAAGCAUCUCCGCCCCACCCAACCAUCCUUACUUCACGUUAACCACAACCCGCCGACCACGAGUCCCAGGUGGGGUGGUACCGGAGGAUUUCAUGAACUCCGAGGACUACCUCAAUGGCGAGGACAAAUUAAACGGCACCAAUAGGCUCCACUUUCUUCCCUCUUUGGGUGGAAGUGGCUCGAUUCCAUGAUUUCAGCGUGCUUGGAUGGCAAUUCCACUAUUCUCUGUCUCAACCAAUGAGGAAGUGUGAAUGGCGACGAAUAACUUUUCCUGAAGCUUAGAAACAUCUGAUUCCAUGAAUAACUUGGAUGUGAUGGAUACCAAAGUAACAAGUCACAUACUUUCCCGCUAACCUGCCCUUGUGCUUGAUAUGAAGAUUUCGAGUUACAACUGAUGCUCAUAAUAUGUUUGAAGAAUUGCUCAAAUCAAAAGGCAUGAAUGUCUUGCUCAACUCUGCUUGCAAACGCCCUUUGGGUCAAAUUAUGAGAGUUUCGAUCUCACUUUAUUCCACAUUGCCCCCAAUAUCAACACCGUUACCUCUCCAGUUGCAAGAGCUGUGCAGUGUUGUUACAAGCACUGUUGGUGGGUUAGAUGAAUUGGAGUUUAGUCUGAAUAAGUAUAGAGAUUCUUUGACUUCAUCUCUUGUAACUCAGGCUAUUGAUUCUUGUAAGCAUGAGGCACAUACUAGGAGAUUGCUCAGGUUCUUCUUAUGGUCUAGUAAGAAUUUGAGUUGUAAGUUAGAAGAUAAAGAUUAUAACUACGCUCUUCGAGUUUUCACAGAAAAGAAAGACUACACAGCGAUGGAUAUCUUGAUUGGAGACCUGAAGAAGGAGGGUCGAGUUAUGGAUGCCGAGACUUUUGGUUUUGUAGCCGAGACUUUGGUCAAAUUGGGGAAAGAAGAUGAGGCAUUGGGUAUUUUUAAGAAUUUGGACAAGUACAAGUGCUCUAUAGAUGAAUUCACAGUUACUGCAAUCAUUAAUGCUCUCUGUUCUAGAGGGCAUCCUAAGAGGGCUGAAGGGGUAGUUUGGCAUCACAAAGACAAGAUUGCAGGCACAAUGCUUUGCAUAUACAGAAGUAUCCUUUAUGGGUGGUCUGUGCAGAGGAACGUGAAAGAAGCUAGGAGGAUUAUUCAAGAGAUGAAAUCAAAUGGGGUUGCCCCAGAUUUAAUUUGUUACAACACAUUCCUCAGGUGCCUUUGUGAGCGGAAUCUUAGACGUAAUCCUUCAGGGCUUGUGCCUGAAGCCUUAAAUGUGAUGAUGGAGAUGAAGUCUUACAAGGUUUUUCCAACCUCGAUCAGUUACAACAUCUUGCUCUCAUGUUUAGGAAAGACCAGAAGGGUUAAAGAAUCUUGUCAAAUACUAAAAAAAAUGAAACAUUCUGGUUGUGCUCCAGAUUGGGUCAGCUAUUAUCUUGUAGCAAAGGUGUUGUUUCUGACUGGCAGAUUCGGCAAAGGAAAAGAUAUAGUGGAUCAAAUGAUCGGAAAUGGUUUGGUACCAAACCUUAAGUUCUACUACAGUUUGAUUGGUAUUCUCUGUGGGGUUGAAAGGGUGAAUCGCGCUCUUGAACUUUUUGAGAGAAUGAAGAGAAGUUCACUGGGUGGUUACGGACCAGUGUAUGAUGUGCUCAUUCCAAAGCUUUGUAGAGGAGGGGAUUUUGAGAAGGGAAGAGAGCUAUGGGAUGAAGCCACAGGCAUGGGGAUCUCUCUUCAGUGCUCAAGGGAUGUUUUGGAUCCUUCAAUAACGCAAGUUUUCAAACCUAAAAGGCCAGAAAAAAUCAGCCUUGAGGACAGCACAAUAACUAAGCCUCCAAAUAAAGUAAAAAAACUUUCAAGUAAAAUGAAGGUGAUGAGAACAAAAUCUGCUUCAAUGAAGAAGAAAAAGAGAAGAAAUAAAUAAAUAAAUCUACAGCACCUUUAAUGGCUUGAUUAUCUACGUAGUUGUUCUCUGUUCCCUCCCUUCCAUAGUAUAAAGGCUUGCUUAUCUUGGAUUAGCAUUCUACUCCUGUAUGUUGUUCUAGUUAAUUGUUAACUGUAUGCUAUCUAUAGCCUUGGGCAUAUUCUGCAUUUUUUAUACCAGAUUUUGGGAAAUUAUGUAAUUUCAUUUCCUGACAUGAAUUACCUUGGCCAAUCAAUGACAUAGUUUACUUUUUAUUAUCUUCAAAUUUUUCUUCAAAUCACCGUAGAAUAUGUGCUUGGAUCUUUGGGGGUGUCUGGUUGGGAGAAUUAUAGAGUUUUCCCAGGGAUCUUAAAAUGGGAAUAUCAUAUUUCCAUAUUUAGUGCAAGGUUUAAAAAACUAUUCCCAGGUAAAUUUUAUUCCUAGGAAUCAAAAUACAUAAUUUCCCAUGCCCAGGUGUCUAAUACUCAAAUUGUUGACCAAUUGCAUGGUUCUGGCCAAGCUUGUAGAUUUCAAUAGCUUGAUGAAGAAUCUUGAUUAAUGAGUCAACACUAUAUAAUGAACCAUAAUAUAAUAAGAAGAGUGGUGGUAUUUUAGGUGUAAGUAUGGUCUUUGUUAUUUAGAAUUGCUAUGAUAAUUGACUAUGUAAUAUAGAGAAAGGGGAUUUUGUUGGUAUUUGGUACUGUUGAAGCAUGCCAUUACGUUUUGAACCUAUGAUGGACUUUUGUAUAUUUAUUACUUGUUCCUUUUAUGUUGAGCUAACAAUAAUCAAAUGAAUUGAUACUGUUCUGUUAAUAGAAAUUCAAUUUGCUAGUAAAUACUUCUGAUCAAAUGAAUAUUCAACCCCUGCAUCUGUGCUCACUAUAGAAUUUUUUUAUAUCUGAUUUUAUUUUAUUUUUUU
Molecule: messenger RNA, 3700 nt
Organism: Arachis ipaensis
Lineage: Eukaryota; Viridiplantae; Streptophyta; Magnoliopsida; Fabales; Fabaceae
Product: pentatricopeptide repeat-containing protein At5g61370, mitochondrial
Molecular function (GO): protein binding
Source: RefSeq, a predicted model, not a curated record